Oncorhynchus mykiss (rainbow trout) is the source of this 3121-nucleotide messenger RNA. Its product is annotated as U4/U6.U5 tri-snRNP-associated protein 1. Gene Ontology annotation, cellular component: U4/U6 x U5 tri-snRNP complex. The record is from RefSeq and is a predicted model, not a curated record. Gene Ontology annotation, biological process: maturation of 5S rRNA; mRNA cis splicing, via spliceosome. Lineage: Eukaryota; Metazoa; Chordata; Actinopteri; Salmoniformes; Salmonidae.
UUUUAUUUUCUAAUAUCGAUGCAGCAUUCAAAACAAAUAGUAACUCGGAACUUGGAAUCUCCGACUUCAGUGUGUUCAAAACAACUGGGAAAAAUCGAUUUGAACAGUAAUCCAACUCGGACAUCGGGCCUCUUUCCAGAGCUCCGACUUUCCGACCUGAAUAUCAAUUACGUUAUGCUUUGACCUCGUAUUUUUCCGUGUUCCCAGUUGUUUUGAAUGCAGCAUAAAACCAAGGAUGUGACGUUUCAUAUGACACCAGAAAUACAUCCCAAAAGGUCUUAACAACAAGUCGUCCAUUCGUUUCCAGUGUGUUUGUUAGUUGUUAUUCACUCAUACGUAAAGACUAGCUUAAAACAUUUGUUGGAGAUUGCACCAAGAUGGGGGUUGACUAGCAAGCAUUUUGAUUAUAGUUAAACGGUUUCCCUCUAGCCAGCUAACGUUGUCGCUGGCACGUUAGUUGCACAGACCGGUAAAUUGGUGGUACUUCUUUUAAACUAGUUAACGUUAGACAUCACUUUGUAGUUGUACAGCACAUAACAAGGAAGAUGGGGUCGUCGAAAAAACAUAAGGAGAAAGGGCGUGAUAAGGAUGCAGAAGAGCGUCACCGCGAACACAAAAAACACCGUCACAAGGAGCGAGAGAGGGACAAGGAACGAAAUGUCACCCGAGAGAGGGAGAAGAGGAAACGGUCCAGAUCGAAGGAAAGGAGCGGACGGGGUUCCGAGAGAGAAGGUCGCAGUAAAGGCGAAAGGAGUGCUGGGGAGCCUCGCGUAAAGAAAGAAAAAGUGGAGGCCGGAUAUCAAGAGACUCCAGGAAUUGGACCACAGUCUGCAAGUGGAGAUGCCUCACUUAGCAUUGAAGAGACAAACAAGCUGAGGGCCAAGCUUGGUCUGAAGCCUCUGGAAAUGACUGACACAACUAAAGAGCUCGGUACGAAGGAGCAGCCAAUGGUUGCGGAGACGAUCAACCCUGUGUACAUCAAACAGCAGAACGAGAUGAGGGAGAAACUGGCUGCUAUGAAGGAGAAGAGGCUCCUCAAUAAGAAACUGGGGAAAGUGAAGACUUUAGCAGAGGGAGACUGGCUGGACGACACUGUAGCUUGGGUGGAGAGGAGCCGGAAGAUGGCCAAAGAGAAAGAACUGGCAGAGAAGAGAGCCAAACUUCUGCAGGAAAUGGAUGAGGAGUUUGGUGUGAGCAAUCUGGUGGAUGAGGAGUUUGGCCAGACCAAGAAGGCCGCUUACAGUUCUCGGGACCUAAAGGGUCUCACUGUGCAGCAUAGGAUGGAGUCAUUUAAUGAAGGGGAGACUGUCAUCCUCACACUGCAAGACCAAGGUGUGCUUGAAGAGGAGGGCGAUGUACUUGUAAACGUGGGUCUAGUGGACAAAGAAAAGGCUGAGAAGAAUGUGGAGUUGAAGAAGAAAAAGCCUGAUUACAAAGCUUACGAAGAGGACGAGAGUGUCGAUGACAUGGCUACGUUCAAGCCGCGCACUGUGCUGGGCAAGUAUGAUGAGGAGAUUGAUGGAGAGAAGAAGAAGAGUUUCCAGCUGAGCAAAGGGGGCUGUGCUGAGGGGGAACGGGAACGGGAGCUGCAGGCCAUCCGGGAGACCCUGAGAAACCAGGCCCAGUCCCUGGAGAUGCCGGCUCUCGCUAUUGCCUCAGAGUACUACACACCACAGGAGAUGGUGGGCUUUAAGAAGACCAAGCAGCGCGUCAGGAAGAUCAGGAAGAAGGCGUUGCCUGACGAGCUCCAACUAGACGACACUCGCAACACCGACUUCGGCUCCAGGGUUCGGGGUCGAGGUCGCCGGCAGAUGGAUGAGGGCCAGGAGGUGUCAAAGGAGGGUGUCAUCAUACCGGGACUAGAUGUACCCCAACAGUCAGAUGACAUCAGGAUGGCAGACAUGGACAUCAGUGAUGAUGAGGACUUCAUCCCCACUGAGCCGGCUGUGCUGGAGGAGGACGAGGCAGAGCAAGAUCUGCAGAAGCAGCUGGAGAAGCAGAGGAAGCUCAAACAGAAGCAGCUGGAGAAGCAGAGGAAGCUCAAACAGAAGCAGCUGCUCCAAGACUCUGGGGAAAAGGUGGCAGAGCAGGUCCCAUGGCUUGCAAGAGUGGACGGCAGUGACGACGAAGACAACAAGAACAACCUGAACAUUGUAUUUAACGCCACCUCUGAGUUCUGCAGAACUCUGGGUGACAUCCCCACCUACGGUCUGUCAGGAAACAGAGAGGACCAGGAGGAUAUCAUGGAUUUCGAACAGGAGGCGGCGAGAGAUGGGGCCGGAGGAUCAGACUCGGAUGAGGAUGAGAACGUUGGCUGGAGCAUCGUCAACGUGGAUGAGGAACAGAAGCAGCCUGAUUUCUCCACAGCAUCAACCACCAUCCUGGAUGAAGAACCCAUUGUCAGCUCUGGGCUGGCUGCCGCCUUGGCGCUGUGCAAGAAUAAGGGUCUCUUGGACACUCAAAUGCAGAAGAUAUCCCGUGUCCGUGCUCCUACCGGUGCCCUGCCCAAUGAUAACUACAGCAUUGAGGACAAGAUGACUAUAGAUGACAAGUACAGUCGGAGGGAGGAAUAUAGAGGCUUCACCCAGGACUUCAAGGAGAAGGACGCCUACAAGCCUGACGUCAAGAUUGAGUAUGUGGAUGAAUCUGGGCGGAAGCUCACUCCCAAAGAGGCUUUCCGGCAGCUCUCACAUCGGUUCCAUGGGAAGGGGUCUGGCAAGAUGAAGACUGAGAGGAGGAUGAAAAAGCUGGAAGAGGAAGCGCUGCUGAAGAAGAUGAGCAGUAGUGAUACCCCUCUAGGAACGGUCGCUUUGCUUCAGGAGAAACAGAAGUCACAAAAAACACCUUACAUUGUUCUGAGUGGGAGUGGGAAGAGCAUGAAUGCAAACAACAUCACCAAAUAGAUGUGGUUGAGAGGAGGGAUCUGACCAGUGAGGAUGCAGGCUGUGCACCGUUAGACACAAACACAGACUGAGAUGUUUUACAUUUUAUUUUCCUUGUUGAAUAAAAUCAAGUAGCUGCAUAUUGCUGUUGUGUGUAAAGAAAGUAGAGUUUUUGCUUUUGAUCCUGGAUUUAUGUAAACAAGGAUUGUUAUUUACAUACAUUAAAGAUUUGACAUGAA